Fundulus heteroclitus (mummichog) is the source of this 1926-nucleotide messenger RNA. It is a transcript of the gene cdc20, whose product is annotated as cell division cycle 20 homolog. NCBI's taxonomy places the organism in Eukaryota, Metazoa, Chordata, Actinopteri, Cyprinodontiformes, Fundulidae. Gene Ontology annotation, molecular function: anaphase-promoting complex binding; ubiquitin ligase activator activity; protein binding. Gene Ontology annotation, cellular component: anaphase-promoting complex. The record is from RefSeq and is a predicted model, not a curated record. Gene Ontology annotation, biological process: anaphase-promoting complex-dependent catabolic process; positive regulation of anaphase-promoting complex-dependent catabolic process; positive regulation of ubiquitin protein ligase activity. The transcript has 11 exons. The coding region runs from base 43 to 1665 and encodes 540 amino acids.
GAAAGAGCCAAUCAGAGAAGCGCUACGUGGGAUUUAAACCGUAUGGCGUCAUCUGCACGAAAUUCAAAUUUCGCAGAGAGACGAGGAAAGGCGAGUCGUUCUUUCAAACGAGGAGUACACGUUUUCACUCGGAGGAGAAGUUGGUUUGUGAACAAGAUGGCGCAGUUUGGGUUUGAGAACGACAUCCACAGCAUCCUGAAGCUCGACAUGCCGAUCACAAACGCUCCCAUGGCGAGGUGGCAGAGGAAGGCCAGCUCGUCCAGCACGUCCGCCGGCCUGAGCGGCCUGUCGCCUGGAAACUCUACCAAUGUGUCGCUGAGCUCAUCCAAAACUCCCACCAGAACACCGGGUAAAGGCAAGAAAACGCCCUCGAAGAUGGGAGGCGAUCGCUUCAUACCCAUUAGGAACAACAAACAGAUGGACGUGGCAAAUUUCCUGCUUACAAAAGAGAACGAACCCGUGGAUGCGACCAAUACUGUCUCGGCAGAAAGCCAGAAAGUUUGGUCUGUGACGCUCAACGGCUACAACAUUGAAGAUGCAAAGAUCCUGCACCUCGGAGGGAAGCCCCUGAACGCACCAGAAGGCUAUCAAAACAACUUGAAAGUCCUCUACAGUCAGGUUACGACGCCUGCCUCUCUCAAAAAGACCAGAUAUAUAUCUCCAACUCCUGAAAGAAUCUUGGACGCCCCUGAUCUUCGAAAUGAUUUUUAUUUGAAUCUUCUUGACUGGAGCAGCCAAAACGUUCUUGCCGUAGCACUUCAUAACAGCGUUUACCUCUGGAAUGCAACCCAGGGAGACAUUCUUCUUCUUAUGAAGCUGGAGAACGAGGAGGACUACAUCUGCUCGCUGUCCUGGACCAAGGAGGGAAGCUACCUGGCUGUUGGCACCAGUGACUGCAAGGUUCAGUUGUGGGACGUGGAAAAUCAGAAGCGCCUGCGCAGCAUGGCUAGCCAUACGGCUAGAGUUGGCAGUCUGAGCUGGAAUGACCAUAUUCUCUCCAGUGGCUCCAGAUCCGGACACAUCCACCACCAUGACGUGAGGGUGGCAAACCAUCACAUCGCUACGCUUGCUGGGCAUUCACAGGAAGUGUGUGGCCUCAGGUGGUCACCAGAUGGGCGAUACCUGGCCAGCGGCGGCAAUGACAAUCUGGUGUGUCUAUGGCCCCGUGUGCAGGAGGGAAGCUCUGGCGGCCGCUUUGGUCGCUUAAUCCGCUCCUGGAGCGAACAUCAGGGAGCAGUCAAGGCUUUAGCCUGGUGUCCCUGGCAGACAAAUAUUCUUGCAUCUGGCGGUGGCACCAGUGACCGCCACAUUCGCAUCUGGAACGUUAACACAGGCUCCUGCAUCAGCUCGCUUGACACUCAAUCCCAGAUUUCAUCACUUGUGUUUGCACCAAACUACAACGAACUGGUCUCUGCACACGGAUACGCCCAUAACAAUGUUGUCAUUUGGAAGUAUCCGUCACUCACUAAGGUUGCAGAACUUAAUGGCCACGAGAGCAGAGUUCUCAACUUGAUCUUGAGCCCAGACAAUUCAACUGUAGCCACUGUUGCUGGAGAUGAAACCAUUCGUCUGUGGAAGUCCUUUGAAAUGGAUCCUGCAAAGAAGAAGGCCAAGGAGAGGGUGGUUCAAUCGGCUGGGGGCGUCAUUCGUAACUCCAUCAGAUAGUUUCUCUUGUAUGUUAUUAUUAUUUUUUUUUUUUGAGAGGUUUUAUUUAUACUUUUUUUUUUUUUUUUUUAAACUGCAAUAUGAGUUACACCCCCACCUGCCCCCAGUUCUUGCUACUAUUGGGUAUUUUAUUGGUGUUUAGUCUCAAUUGUUUAGAGAACCUGAAUGGUGUGAGGGUGUUUUUGUGGGAGCAUCAUAACUUGUGUUUUUAAAAUGUUCAUUGAACCAGGCUUUUAAUAAAUGUAUCAAAUUAUUUUCUUU